Molecule: messenger RNA, 463 nt
Organism: Triticum aestivum (bread wheat)
Lineage: Eukaryota; Viridiplantae; Streptophyta; Magnoliopsida; Poales; Poaceae
Exons: 1
Coding region: 51-326 (91 amino acids)
Source: RefSeq, a predicted model, not a curated record
CGAAGCACUCAGUUGAGCACCUCGAUAUCUGCAAUCCUAAAGUUGGUCAGAUGGCGAGCGGCGGCGGGAAGGUGACGGCCUCGUCGUGGGCGGCGGCGAUGAGCGUGGGCGCGGGCACGGUGGAGGCGCUCAAGGAGCGGCACGCCGGGCUGUGCCGCUGGAACUACCACGCGCUCCCGUGCGUCCUGCAGCACGCCGGGAACGGCAAGACCAUGGCGGCGCCCGCUGCCGGCGGGGCGGCGGCGAGGAGGAGGAAGGCGAGGCAGGAGCAGGAGGAGGAGCUCCGGACUGUCAUGUACCUCAGUAACUGGGGACCAAACAACUAGCUAGCUGAUUUGUCAUCAGUCCUCUCUUCUUCCUAGAUAGCUAAAACGGUGCACUGGCUGCACCAGUUCGUUUGGCUGGAUCUGGAUGUGAAUUGUGAACACAGCAUUAUGCUCCUUGUCGAGCUUGCGUAAAACAC